Dendronephthya gigantea is the source of this 459-nucleotide messenger RNA. RefSeq names its product stimulated by retinoic acid gene 6 protein-like. The record is from RefSeq and is a predicted model, not a curated record. NCBI's taxonomy places the organism in Eukaryota, Metazoa, Cnidaria, Anthozoa, Malacalcyonacea, Nephtheidae. The transcript has 5 exons. Bases 1 to 459 code for a protein of 152 amino acids. Gene Ontology annotation, molecular function: retinol transmembrane transporter activity; signaling receptor activity.
AUGGCCAACCAGGGAGAAAUUGAAUGUUUAAAGAUUGCUGCAGUAUUUUAUCGCAGUCCUCCCCCCUGCAUUGUGGAUGAAAACUUUUUUCGUCACCUAUUUUUAGUUCCAGCUGGGAUAAUUCUUACAGUAUUGGCAUUCUUACGACGAAGAAGGAGUUUUAAAAAAGAUAUUUGUGGAGGACGACCUGGCCUUGUUAUACCCGUUGAUUUCCUUGGUUUUGAUCAUGACCGCUUGGCCAUCAUGUUUGUGUUUGGAGCUACAGCUGGAACAAUUUUAGAUCUCCUUUUACACUUGAAUAUUAAUACGGCUGUUUCAAACUCUUGGACGACUGCGUUCCUCACCAUCGGACUUGCUCUUGAACCAGCUUUCUUGUACUACCCAUACUUUGCAUGUUUGGCUUCCUACCACAGAAUCAUUGGUGCGAUGAUGGGAUUUCCCUAUGCAGUAAUAUUGUGA